This is a messenger RNA of Aspergillus sclerotioniger CBS 115572, 1809 nucleotides long. Its product is annotated as VOC family protein. The record is from RefSeq and is a predicted model, not a curated record. NCBI's taxonomy places the organism in Eukaryota, Fungi, Ascomycota, Eurotiomycetes, Eurotiales, Aspergillaceae. The transcript is spliced from 2 exons. The coding region runs from base 1 to 1809 and encodes 602 amino acids.
AUGCCUGUCUCACAUCUAACCCUGACGGUUGCCCACCUGCCUACCUCCACAUCAUUCUUCCUUUCUUGUCUACAGCCUCUGGGGUACCAAUUCAUUGGGCGCCAUGAUGACUACAUUGGCUUCGGUCAAAAGACCGGCGAACCCGCAGACUUCUGGAUCACCGAGCAAAAACCAGGCGUUCCUGCGGGUGCCGCUCAUGUUGCCUUUCCCGCAACCUCCAAGGACGCUGUGAGCGCCUUCUUCAUCAAUGCCCUAAAGUCGGGUGGUAAAAUCCAUGGCGAGCCCAAGCAGCGCGACUCAGACUCCGGCUACUACAGCGCAGCCGUCAUUGACUUCGAUGGCAACAGCAUCGAGGCAGUAUACCGCCCUAGCAUCUCCUCGGCCCGGUCAGAGGUCAAAUCAGAGGUCCGGUCCGUGGCCAAGUCUGAGGUCAAGUCUGAGCUCACCCGGCCGGCCCUGGCGUUGCUCGAGAACGGCUCGGUUGUGUCGAAGGCGAGCACCAAAGUCAGCUCCGUCAGGCCUGAGAGCGUUGCGCCCCCCAGGUCUGAAGCCCGCUCGUAUGCUUCAAAGGCCACGACUGCCGUCGAGAGACUGCCUCCCCCGUCGGAGCGCGCCCCGUCUGUUGUCAGUCGUGAUAUCCAGCAGGCUCCCACGGUGAUCACCCGCGAGAUCCAGCCGGCCCCAUCGCCCACCUAUAUCGUUCACCACACCACUCACACUACCACCCAGAAGGCUGACGACGGCAAGACGGCCAAAACCAUUGUCGGCACCCUGAUUGGUGCUGCUGCGGGCGCUGCACUCGCUUAUGCAAUGACCAAAUCCGACUCCACGGAAGCAUCUGAGACCACGCCGCCCCCGUCGUAUUCUCCUCGCGACAUCGCGCAGUUGCUCUCCCCGUCUCAAGCACCAUCCCAGGCCCAGGACGAAUAUCCCGGCUUCAGGGCCAUCGAGGCUCCCCCUCCGCGGAGCGUGUAUUCUUCGCGAUCCGACGCCCGUCCCAGUCUUACUCGCAGUGUCACCUCGAAGAACCCUCGCGCCAGCACCAUCUACGAGGGCACCGAAUUCGUCCCCCGGGGCAGUGGCGGCAGCGUCUAUCUCGACGAGAACGGCCGCCGGGCAUCCGAUGGAAGCGUGUACACCACCAAGGAUAUCCCCUUGCGGGCGAUCGAGUACGCCCCGCCGGCCGAUCCCCGCGGCUACCAAAACACCCUGGUCAGCAGCUUCCACGACAAAUCGCGGGCGAUGGACGGGGCGAGUGUGUAUUCGUCCUCUACAGUCCGUUCUCCCUCCAAGGCCAACUACCAAGAGUCUCACCAUAGCUCUCAUCACUCAUCCCACCACUCUUCCUACCACUCCGUGACCCGUUCCCAGGCCGGCAGCACUGCCUCUUCCAACCGCACUGCCCGCCAGGCCCCUGUCCCGGAGGGUUCUAUCGCCUCCUUCAACUCCUACCGCAGCGCUACCAAAUCCGGUGUCUCGGCUCGCCAGGUUCCUCUUCCCGAGAGUGUCGUUGAUCUCGAUGUCCAAAGCCAUGUCACCCCCGACGAUUCGAUCAGUCAAGUGGACGACUCCCGGCGGUCCUCCUACUCCCAUCGGUCGCAUGCUUCGAAGCCUGCCUCCCGAGUGUCCAAGCACUCGAAGUUUGACGACCCCGUCAAGCCCAGCGACAGCGUCAGCCAAGUUUCUACCAACGUCUCCAAGGCCUCUCAGCGGACCAUGAAAGCCGGUGGUGAUGGCAGCGGCGGCAGCAUCGCUCCCUCCAAGGCAGCCUCGAAAGUCAGUCGCAGAACUACCAGCCAGGUAGCCUAG